Molecule: messenger RNA, 954 nt
Organism: Ostreobium quekettii
Lineage: Eukaryota; Viridiplantae; Chlorophyta; Ulvophyceae; Bryopsidales; Ostreobiaceae
Source: the annotation of a GenBank genome assembly
AUGGAGCCCCGCUUGACCGUGCCGCUGCGCCGCAUCGCGCCUUGCAGCACGGUCCAAGCCGCCUGGUGCGCAGAUUCCCACCCUCCCCCGCGGAACCCGCAGCGCCCCGAAGUGCUGCGUCGCGGGGUGCGCCUGUGCUGCUGGUGCGCCGCCCAGGCUGCGAGCGUGCUGGGCGGCGCCGCGGCCGCGCCCGCGUCCGAGUCGCAUUCGAUGGUGAAGCUCGUCAGCUUUGAUGUCGACGGCACGCUUAUCCACAGCGUUGGAGACAGCGCGAACAAAGUUCAUCGACAAGCGUUCAAAGGCGCGUUCAAGCAGGUGUUCGAUGUUGAUACUGACAUCGAUGUCAUCAACCACCACGGGUGCACAGAUCCACUCAUUCUCUUGAAGAUCUUGGAGCAUCAUGGCGUCGCCAAAGAGGAGAGUAUGCCUCGGCUGGGAGAGAUGCAAACAUCAAUGCUUCAGUACUUUGAGACCCACAAAGACGAAGUUGCGGAUGGCGUCGCAGUGCUGCCGGGAGUAAAGAAUGUUCUUCAGGAACUAAAGACAAGAAGUGACGUCGCCACGUGCUUGGUGACUGGAAAUCUUGAGCCCAUUGGAUGGGGCAAAAUGGAAGCCGUGGGGCUGUUGGACUUUUUCUCUCCGUCUCCGUUUGGUGGCUUCGGUUCGGACUUCUGCAGUGGGAACACUGAAGAGUCCUGGAGAGACCGCGCAGAGCUCAUCCGAAUCGCCGCGACACGGGCAAGCCAUCUCCUGCCAAAUCCUGUGUCAGAAAGGUUCCAUAUUGGCGACACUCCAAUGGACCUCUUGGCGGCGAAGGAGGCUGGGGCAGUGGCGAUUGGGGUGACCACUGGGACAUACAGCCGCAGGGAUUUGGAAACGUGUGGUGCAGAAACUGUCGUUCUUGACGAUCUCGCGGAUGUCUCCCAAGUCCUAAAAGCGAUGGGAUUGGAAUGA